GUAAAAACAAUAAAACACGCUUUGCGAAUGAAUAAAGGUUACACUAUAUAUAGAUAUAUAAAUGGAAUAAAUAAUAAUGUACAUACAGGUUGUAGGGUUACAGGCUAUUGUGAUAUGCUUGGAUUUCAUGUAGAUAUGCUUUUAGAUUUUAGGCUCCAUGAGAACUUUCUGUAAGCACACUUAAUAUUAAAUCCGCACCCUAUCUGUCUGGGUCUGAUUAUCACAAUGUUUCAAGGUGACAAACCCUUCUUGUCCUUACGAAGCGUCCUCCCAAACGCCCCUGUAAAAGAUACCCACAAGUGUGCGAAACGCAUCUCCACACACAUCCUGUAAUGACAGGCAUAGCAUGAAAUAAAUAGCGUUUUUUUUCACUUAUCACUGGAAUGCACGCUUCUCUCUGAUUUCUACCCGAGCGAGUCCCUUCCUUCAGACGCAGCACAGCGUCUCUUCACACGUGUACCUUAUGUGUGUUGAACAGAUGCGAGGACCAUCUGUAAUUUUCGUUCUGUUUGUUUCUACCGUAAGCCACAAUUUGGUGUACACACUGUAAGUGCACGUACAAGACCAAACUCAGCGAGCCGUCGUUAAAAUUUACAGACGUCCGGUGUGCUGCGUUCAACAACAGACGUAUUAAAAGCGAUUGAAGUGACUACAACAUACAUCAGAUCCCGGUUUGGUACAUUUUGGAGCAGUCUCUCUGAAAAGACUGAAGGUGUGGGAGAGAGAGGGAGAGAGAGGGAGAGAGAGAGAGAGAGAGAGAGUGCGUAUAAGAGUAACAGUGAUGUCAAUCGUGACAUCCUGUUGUACGGAGAAGCCCGAUUGCCAAAUAAGUUCCAGUCCUACAACUGAGCACGCAGCCGUUUGUGACAGAAAGACAAUAAGUUGGCGAGGGUGGAGGGAGAUAUUGACUGCAGUCCUAAAUCACUGUGCAUUUCUGAUUUUGUCAAUUUCCACGCCUUCAUUCGGACUGAUAUGCUUCACUUUCUUCCCUUUUUUUGGAACAGGCGAUUAAGAGAGACAAUAUCAUGGACCUGGGGAUGGGCGGCGAGAAGGGCAGCGGAGAAGUUCAGUACGGCUCCGGCUUCCAGUCUGGUCGAAGCGGGCAAACCGUCACCUACCUGGGCAAGUUCGCGUUCGACACCCCUCCGUCCGGCAGCAUCGGAGGCUCCGGGUGGUGUCCCGACAACAACAUCAUCAGUCUGGUGAGUGCGGGAAUCCUGGGGGUGUCGCCGUCGCCUGGCAACAUCACCACCCAGACGUCUUCGUCGAGCGGCAGCAUGGGCGGCCAGUCGUCAGACAUGGAGCAAGUAUACGCACCACCCCUUCCUGCCUACUCCACCUGUGGCGAGAUAUACCCGGAACAGGUGACGUUCCACCACAGCCCGGCCACGUCCUCGUCCCUGCCUUACCCGAGCACCGACUACCACACCACCUCCAAACCGGGCAUGGACGGAAGCCUCUUUUCCAUGAUCCCAGACUACAACCUCUUCCAUCACCAGGGGGACGUAGGGGUGAUGGAGCAUAAACCCUUCCAAACCAUGGACCCCAUUAGAGUCAACCCACCUCCCAUAACUCCCCUCGAGACCAUUCGAGCCUUUAAGGAUAAGCAACAGAUCCAUCCCGGCUUUCUCGGCGGGCAACAGCACGUCUCCCAACACCACCAACCCUCUCAGACACUCGCCCUCAAACCCAUCCGGCCGAGAAAGUACCCCAACCGGCCGAGCAAAACUCCGGUGCACGAGCGACCGCACGCCUGUCCGGCGGAGAACUGCGACCGCCGCUUUUCGCGAUCAGACGAAUUGACGCGUCACCUGCGGAUCCACACGGGACACAAACCCUUCCAGUGCCGCAUCUGCAUGCGAUCCUUCAGCCGCAGCGACCAUCUAACCACGCACAUCCGCACGCACACCGGCGAGAAGCCCUUCUCGUGCGAGUUCUGCGGGCGGAAGUUUGCGCGGAGCGACGAGCGAAAGAGGCACGCCAAGGUGCACCUGAAACAGAAAGACAAGAAACCCACGGACAAGGGCAGUAGCGCUGGGGCAGGGGGGAGCCACGUCUCUCCUCCCAGCUCCUGUGGGAGCGCGGGACCCAGCAGUGCCAAUAUCAUGACCGUCACCACUUGUGCAUGAGAUGGACUUGCAAAGUAAGACUUUGAGGAGAAGACAAAAAAACAAAACAAAACAAGGUUUCGUUCUCCUCUUAUAUACACACUUGACUCUAAAACUCGCUCCCUCUCGCUAUAUCCAUCCGUUUCCUACGGUUUCCAUUGAUUGUGGUGGCAUUUUUCUGUAGCCACUAUUGUUUUAGGUCAAAUGAGUGGGGAGUAAGUGGACUCGUGUUGCAUGGAUGGGACGGAGAGGGCGUCAAAGACGACGGUUCAAGCAGUCAGGUCAACCCACAGAAAGAGCACUUGCAGACGCAGCGCAGUCAUAAGGGUUCAACUCUCAGCUCUGGGGACCAGAGCAAUCUCUUGAGAUUUUAGUCUUUUCGUUUAUUUUUUUUUUUAUUUUUCCCUUGUAUUCCGGUUUGUCAGUGAGUUGUCAGAUAAAAAGUGCACUUUCAUUUGCUUAAUGUGUUGCAGUCUUUUUAAAUGAUUGUUAAUUAUUUAAUGUUUCUGUGUUGUUGUUGUUGUUGUUUUUCAACAGAAUGUGCCAAAUGCAUUUAAAUACAGCAGACGAUUUAAAAAAAAAGAAUAAUAAUAUUGUUUGUGUUAACCUAAUAACUUCAUUUCAAAUGUUGAUUUGGGGAAAACCCAUGAGCUCUGAAGGAGUCCGGGUUGACAUUAAAGUUCUGUUGCGUUAAGCGGUUGCGUUAUUUUACUAUUUCCGAAUCCCUUACGUACAAGUGAGGGACGCAGAUGGCGUUUGUUAUCCGCAAUGGACUUUCAGUGCAAUAAAAAAAACGAAAAACAACAACAACGACGACGACAGUAAAACGCAGCCUGGCUCACUUUCGCAAGUUCGCUUUCUACGGUAGGGACCGAAAUUUAGACACAGCUGUGGCCUUUACCUGUUUUCGCUUCUUUUAGUUGCGCAUAAGGGCCAAACCUGCAGUUCUGCAUAUCUACUUCUGGUAGAGCGAGACACGCUGAUCCGAUCCAAACAUUUCGCCUUUCUGUUUUUGCUGCCUGCAUCCCUGCAUGCAUUUAGUAUCACGUCUCUGCUAGUGCUAAAAAAAGACUGCAUCAGCCGUGACUGAAGACCCACAGCAAUAUGCGUCCGACUCGAACCGUGCGGAGCGUCGACAAGAGUUACUAGUUUAAAAAUGACUAUUUUUAUGUGACCGUUGUCUUUUCGUUGUCCCUGUUGUCAUUGUGUUACUGGACAGUUGCGUCUCUUGCUUUCAUCGCCCAAUAAUUUUCACCGGGUUCCUUUUUAUGCACAUUAUAUAUUCAGCACGCAUUUUGACACACAUGUACACACGAUUUUCAAAAAAAACGAAAUCAGCCAAAAUUAUGGUAAUGCUUGCCUGCGAGCAUCACCGCUGGGCAGGUUUGAUCUUAGGAGUCAUUGUUUUGCAUUUUUACCGGCUGAGGCCUGCCUGCUAUAUGCAUGCCAUUCAAGAUGUUUUUGGAUGGGAACAGUUUCGACAUUUAUACUGCUCUCAGGGGCAGCACCGUAAUGUGGUAUAUCUCCACAGUUACUCAUAUCCAGAUCAUGCCUAGAGAUUCUGAAUAUUAACGAUGAGAACGAGAGGGGGUUUUGUACAGAUAAUUAUACAAACAUAUUACUACGUGUUUUCUACUUGGAAUGUACAAAGCAAUGUCCUUCAGUAUUACGACGUUUGUUCGUGCACGUGUGUGUGUGUGUGUGUGUGUGUGUGUGUGUGUGUGUGUGUGAGCGCGCGUGUGUAUGUUAACGCGCACGCAAACACCAGCACACUUAGAUUUUACAUUGACUGAAUGUUGAAACAAAGGGUGUGUUUACAUUUUUGUUUUCUUUCUUUCUUCUGUUUUUCGGAUUGUGAUUGUGUACAUACUGCAGAAUGUUUUUUAAGUGCGUGCGCGUGUGUGCGUGCGUGCGUGCGUGUGUGUGUACGUGCAAGAAAAAUUGACAGUGUCAAAUGUGAUGCAUUCUCCGGCAUUUCUUCAGUUCUUGCAGACACACUGAAUGAUGUGUUCAAUAAAUGAAUAAACAGUAAGAUUAUUUGGUGAAAAAA
Puntigrus tetrazona (Sumatra barb) is the source of this 4158-nucleotide messenger RNA. It is a transcript of the gene egr3, whose product is annotated as early growth response 3. The transcript has 2 exons. Bases 1026 to 2129 code for a protein of 367 amino acids. The record is from RefSeq and is a predicted model, not a curated record. Gene Ontology annotation, biological process: regulation of transcription by RNA polymerase II. Gene Ontology annotation, molecular function: DNA-binding transcription factor activity, RNA polymerase II-specific; RNA polymerase II cis-regulatory region sequence-specific DNA binding. NCBI's taxonomy places the organism in Eukaryota, Metazoa, Chordata, Actinopteri, Cypriniformes, Cyprinidae.